Heteronotia binoei (common prickly gecko) is the source of this 1679-nucleotide messenger RNA. It is a transcript of the gene SURF6, whose product is annotated as surfeit 6. NCBI's taxonomy places the organism in Eukaryota, Metazoa, Chordata, Lepidosauria, Squamata, Gekkonidae. The coding region runs from base 451 to 1566 and encodes 371 amino acids. The record is from RefSeq and is a predicted model, not a curated record. Gene Ontology annotation, biological process: ribosomal small subunit biogenesis; ribosomal large subunit biogenesis. The transcript has 5 exons. Gene Ontology annotation, cellular component: nucleolus. Gene Ontology annotation, molecular function: DNA binding; RNA binding.
GGGCCCCGAAGCCAGAGAAGAGACGCGGCCGGCUGCAAGAGGCCUUGGCGGCUCCCUCGCCCCACGAGGCCCGCUCUCGCCUCCGGUCGGGGCCGCUGCAGCAGCACUCCGCCCCUCCCCAAGUGCGCGGGGCUGCUCCCAGGGCGCGCCAAGGGAUUCCGGAGCAGCCGGAAGGCCGCGCUCGGCCCCCGACUCCUCCUCCUCCUCCUCGCGAGCCACGCGGGGCCCCGAGAGCUGCGAUCCUCUCCCGCCCGGGCCAGGGCUGGUGCAAGCGGCGCGAGUUUAAUGUCCACAUGUGAGAUGAGAGACAGAUAAAUACGGCGUGAAGGCCUCCUUGCAGCAGGAAGCGGCUCGUGCAGAGGAGCUCUUUGGAGACCAAGGAGGCGAAGCCAUUAUCUUUUUUAAAACAAACAAACUUUGGGUUACCCCUUCACAAGGUCUUAUUCAGAAAUGGCCAGUUUAGCCAACAAAGACUCUUAUUUACAGCACCUUGCUAAGAAAAUUUGCACCCAAGAAGUGCAGGAGCCAUGGAAAAGAAAAUUCGGAACUGGGCCAGGGGUGGACGAUGCUCAGCCGAAGAAGAAGAAGAAGAAGAAGAGAAAGAAGCCAAAGACACCUGCCCAGGGUGUGGGAGGUGCCCCUCCAGGCAAGCCAGCAGUCACGGGUGCCUGCAAAGCAGAGGCUAAGCCAACAACCGCGAAGACGAAGCGCUCGGGUCCUGGGGUCCACAUUGCAUCCAGUGCCAGCAAGUUGGCUGCUGCUGGGGAGAAAGGGAGUGGAGGCCAGAAUGGCAUUACAGGUAGCCAGAGCAAGCCCCAUUCCUUUUCCGCCAUGACUCUUUUGCGUCAGAGGCUGCAUGAGAAAAUACAAGAAGUCUCUGGUCAGGGAAGGCCCAAAGAGCUGUCGCCAACUGCCCUGAAGAAGCAGCAACGAAGGAAAUACGAGAAGGAGAGAAAGAAACGCCGGAGGAAAGAAUUAAGGAUGAAGAAAAAAGCUGAGAAGAAGGAAGCAGGAGAGGUGUCAACAGAAGCCACUGUGGAGCACACGGCCCCCAAGAACGAUGACAAGUCCAGCAUAGCCUUCAACAAGGUAGAAGUGCAUGUCGAGCAGCCGAGCAAAGCAGAGAAGAGGAAAGAGAAGAGGAAGGCUUUGAAAGGCAACCUCACCCCUCUGACAGGGAAGAAUUACAAGCAGCUAUUGAGUCGGCUGGAGAUUCGGAAGAACAAGCUGGAAGACCUGAAGGACAAGGAUGAGAAGAAGGCCCGACAGCUGGAGACCAAGAUGAGAUGGACCAAUGUCCUCUACAAGGCCGAAGGCGUCAAGAUUCACGAUGACGAGAACCGGCUGAAAAAGGCCCUCAAGCGGAAAGAGCAGCGCAAGGCCCAGCGCCAGAAGCAGUGGGGAAAGCGGACUGAGCAAGUGGUGGAGAAGAUGCAGCAACGCCAGGAGAAGCGCCGCAAGAACAUUCAGAAGAAGAAGGUGGCCAAAAUCGAGCGGAAGAAAAGCAAGGCCCGCAAGAAGGGCCGUAUCUUGCCUGAGGAUCUGGCGAAAGCUAGCUCCAAAUGAGCCAGACUUAGCAGAUGGUUUCACCUGAUUCAAAUGAGCUGGACUUAACAGAUGUUUUCACCUGUUCCAAAGUGGAUUAUUGUGGGACUUGUUAAUAAAACUACUGUCUGUAA